Messenger RNA from Penicillium canescens, 1533 nucleotides. Its product is annotated as SMI1/KNR4 family protein. NCBI's taxonomy places the organism in Eukaryota, Fungi, Ascomycota, Eurotiomycetes, Eurotiales, Aspergillaceae. Bases 1 to 1533 code for a protein of 510 amino acids. The transcript is spliced from 3 exons. Gene Ontology annotation, biological process: regulation of fungal-type cell wall biogenesis; cell wall biogenesis. The record is from RefSeq and is a predicted model, not a curated record. Gene Ontology annotation, cellular component: mating projection tip.
AUGGCGAAUAUGUUUGGUUCGGCAUGGCGCUCCUUUUGGCAUACCAUGACCUCCUAUGACCGUCAUGCCUCCCACGACUCUCCCUACCGUACUGGACAACACGUUCCCCUCAGCCAAAGCCGCCAUGAGCCUCUCACAUCCGUUGCAACCAGCGCAAUCGAAUCCCGCCCCGACCUCUCCAGCCCCUACGAUGACGAGCCGACCAAGGGUUCGGCAACUGCCCAAACAUCCGAAUGGACAGGCUCCCUCAAUGAAGACUCCCCGACUCGCCCUUACUCGCCUGGGAUGAGAUCAGUCGCAUCCCAGAAGAGAAGGUCCAAUGACCAGGGCGAAGGCGCACCCGAGAUCCAGAUGCAGAGUUUCCACGAUGGGGCACCCCUCCACCACCGGUCGCGCACUCCUGGAGGAAAAUUGAACGGUGGGUGCACCCAGAACGACAUUAACGAAUUGGAGCAUGAACUCGACUGCAGUCUGCCAUUAGAGUUGCGGGAAUCGCUGAUGUGCCACGAUGGUCAGGAACGCGGUGGUUUGCCCACUGGUGUCCUCUUCAGCGCCAUGCUUAUGGACUGUGAGGAGAUCGUGCAGGAGUGGCGCAACUGGAAGAGGGUCAACGACGAAUAUCUCAGCAACAUGCACGCCCCUAUGUCCAGCUCUGCGGCAAGCUCCUCGGCUGGUCCGUCUCAGCAGGCCGGGUCUCCCAUGUGGAGAUCGGAAUUGCUGGAUCGUCAGGACUCCCAGCCUCCCGGGGCUGUUCAAAAAGCAUACGCACACCCCGCGUGGAUUCCUCUCGCCCGUGAUUGGGGUGGCAACAACAUUGCGAUUGAUCUGGCACCCGGUCCCGCUGGAAAAUGGGGCCAGGUGAUUAUUUUUGGCCGGGAUUACGACUGUAAAUACGUCAUUGCUCGGUCGUGGUCUGCGUUCCUGGCCACGUUCGCUGAUGACCUGUGCAGUGGCAAGGUCAUUGUCGAUGAGGAGACGAACGAGCUCAAGCUGAAGGAGUUCCGCUCUCAGAAUGUCGAGCCCCCAUACCUAGAGAUUCUGCGCUGGAGAACGGAUCAGAAGUUUGGCCGUCGUGCGCCUCGUCGCAAGGGCCCUGGUCCCAACGGUCUGGGCGUGAAUGCUUCUGGCAACCGGUCCAGCAGCCGAGAGUCGCCCUACGGCAGCCCAACACGAGCUGAGGAACGUGGCCGUUCGCCCCACCGUUUCUCCAAGGGAGGAUCAGCUCAGAGCCCCAAAACGCAAUUCGGCGUCUCCAGCCCUCUUGCCCGCGUGACUGAAGAAACAACGAGUCCCGUGGGUCCUUCUGGACCUACCAUCUCCGAGGACCUCAAGGAGACAGGGAAUGGCAAGGAGCCUCAGACAGAAGACCUGAUGGAGGUGGCCACCCCACAAAUCUCCAAUAAGGAAAAUGAGGGUUUCCCCAAGACCGAUACUAAGGAGAAUGACAAUGCCGAAAAGAGCGACGCCACCGCGGAGUCCUCAACUGUCAUGGACUCGGAAGUCCUGGGUGAAAUGAAGAACGUGGCUAUUUAG